Messenger RNA from Symbiodinium sp. CCMP2592, 1047 nucleotides. Lineage: Eukaryota; Dinophyceae; Suessiales; Symbiodiniaceae. The record is from the annotation of a GenBank genome assembly.
AUGUGCCAGGAAAUCUCGGGCGAUGUGGUAGAGCUAGCGGUCAUCGACGUCAUGGGGCUGGAUAGUCAGACUUUGAAUCACCUUUGGGAGUGCAGCGAAGUCCACAAGUUCAAUCGCGUGGAGGUGUGCCUGCACCUGCUGCAGACGCUGAUCACCAAGGCCUUGGAUGAUGGUGUCUUGAAGAUCCCACCGCCAAUUCUGUCUCGUGUCUACCAGACAAUCUCACGAGGAUUCGUGAAUCUGCUGAACACGAAAAAGAUCACGGACACCAAAUUUCCGUAUCCCUUUGCGCAGAUCAUCGCAGUCUUUCUGCUCGUUCACAUAUUCCUCACUCCAGCCUUGAUUUCUGCUUCCGUCCCGCACAGAUUCCUAGCGCCAGUGUUCACAUUUCUGGCAGUCUUCGGAAUGUUCUCCUUGAAUUUCAUUUCUAUGGAGCUGGAGAACCCCUUCGGCUUAGAUGCAAACGACCUGCCGCUGGAGCAUUUUCAGCAGGAGAUGAACGACUGUCUCCUGAUGCUCCUGCAUCCAAACACAGAUCUAGUCGCAGAGAUGGACCCUUCUGGAAAAUUGGACUUCAAGGUCCUCUACGAUGAGAUCCAUCCCAGUGAUCCCAGUGAGGCGCAGGAUGCCAAGCGUAGCAGAAGAAUCUGGAGCGUCCGGGAGCUGGCCAAGGUUGCCAACGAGACCGAGGAAGAGCGUGCGGCGCGAGCAGAGAGCGAAGCUACGAUAGCAGUCGUCCCCAGGGCCGAGGACAAGGAGGUGAGCGUCCCCGCCUCUACCGCGACCGUCACGGCCGUGGCAGUUUCCGCUGCAGAGACCGCAGCGCAGGGUCCUCUCAAGGCAGAAGAUGUCCAAGCGAUGCUUACAAAGAGCAUCCACGAGUUCAACCAGUGCAUAAAGCAAUGGACGGGAUCGCUUCAGACUCAGAUGGCCGAUGCCAACAAGGGCACGGUGGGCUUGUUGGGAGACGUGGAAGCUGCAGCAAAGCUAAUGAGCCAGGAAGCUGGCAAUAACAAUAUUUUUCGAUUCUCAGCGAGAACUCCAUAA